AUGUUUCAACUAAUACUACAGGCUUUUCUCUGCUCUGUGGUUGUCGCCCGUACCUUUGCCGACGAUCUUUCCACAUACUCGACCAAAGUCUACCUACCAUAUGCAUCUAAGUUCUCCCCAAAUAAGACACCCACGAUCAAUGGUACCAUCGAGGGCAAAUCCUUUGUCUUCCCCGUAGACACCAGCAGCACCGGCCUCCUCAUUGGCGCCCCGCAGCUACCCACCAUCUCCAACACCACCGGCACACCCAUCUCUCAAUAUCUAGGCAAAACGCUCUACACCGGCCGCUUCGUGCGCCUCAACAUCACCUUCAGCGGGAAAAACAACUCCGCCCGCUCCGAAGUCCUCGUCCACAUCGUAGACAAAAGCACAUCGUGUCCGAAAUACAACGUUGCUAAGAACACCGGAAGGUGUGAAGAUGCCAAAGCCAAAGUAAACGAUGUCAGCAAAGUGUUGACUUUGGGCAUCGGCUUCGGCCACAACCUCCCAAACAGUGGCCUCCCCUACGCCAUCCCCAGCCACAACCCUUUCCUCAACAUCCAAGAAAUCAACGGUAACAAAACCAACGACAAGGACUUCCGAAACGGGUACACCCUCUCGACAAAAGGGAUAUACCUAGGCCUGACAAGUAACAACACCGCGAAGUACAACUGGGUGAAGCUGGACAAGGGCACCACCGGCGACUUCCGCGACUGGGCAAAAGUCCGCACGCAGUUCAAGAUCGACGAGCAAGGCUCGUAUAACGGGUCUGCGCUCAUCGAUACCACCACCGGGUACAUGUACGUCCAAGCCUCACCUGCAGGCUCCGUGCCCAAUACCACCGUCGCAGACACCAUCCACAAACCGCUUGACAAGAACAAGAAGCUCACAGUUGUGAAGCCUGGCACGCAUCUCGAUUUCGGCUUCCCGACGGGUAGAGAACAGGAGGGUGUUGCGGGGUUCGACUUCAAGGUCGGGGAUAAGAAGAAGGGCGUGCCGAAGUGGGUUUUUCCGACAAGGGUGGGUCCCGGGCCGCAUGUGGUUAUGGGGAGGAAUUUCUUGGAGGGGUUUAGUGUUGCGUUUGAUGCGGCGGGGGGACGGUAUGGGUUUAAGUGUUUGGAGUGUGGGAAGGCGGAAAGUGGGAAAGCUAAAGGUAAGAAGGCGACCAGUAAGAAGGAGACCAGUAAGAAGGAGACCAGUAAGAAGGAGACCAGUAAGAAGAAGCUGGAUGGAAAAGGGGCUGGUGCGUAG
Molecule: messenger RNA, 1230 nt
Organism: Didymosphaeria variabile
Lineage: Eukaryota; Fungi; Ascomycota; Dothideomycetes; Pleosporales; Didymosphaeriaceae
Exons: 1
Coding region: 1-1230 (409 amino acids)
Source: RefSeq, a predicted model, not a curated record